AUGAGCACGCAUUCGUCCUCCCGCAAGAAUUCGCCACGCAAGUUCGUCUCCGAAAGCUCAGAUACACGCAGCUUGACCAGCAGCAAGUUCGCCCAGCUUCUAUCCAAAUUUGAAGUCCUUGAAGCAGUCUCCUCCGUUGGCAGCCCUCCUCUUUUUUCUUCAAAGACGAAGCCCGCUUCUGCCAUCAAGGUCACUUCGACAAUUGAACAAACUUCAUCGAGCGCCUCGAAGCCAUCAUCUCAUGCAUCAACAACAAGACGGGAAAGAGGCUCAACAGGUUCCAGCCAUGUCUCCUCCAGUCGUUUCGUUCCUUCAAGCCAGGAACCCUCUCGUACACGUCGGGUUAAAACCUUUGGUGCCCAGUCGCCUGUGAUCUCGACUAGAAAUGCGGACUCAAAGGCAAGGCAAAAGUCUGUGGCUGAGAGGCGAACAAUGUUUGAGGCUGCAGACCAACAGGCCCAAAUAGAAGCCUCUAGUCCCACCCGUACUUCCAUUCCUCGUUCACCGUCCAAGUUGGCUCAUUCCAAAAGUUGGCAAUCGAUCAAGACGAGACGGUCAGCAGCAGAGCCAAGAGAAGACGAUGCUCCCACUGCGCCGAUUCCACUGCACGUUGCAAAAACAUUCUCGCCUAUGUCUCAUACUAUUCCCUCACCUCGGACACUUCUGGCUUCUGAUGAUCCUUUUGGCACAUGGCGAUCGCCUUUGAAUCGACCAGACGACUCAUGGACUUCUUUCAAGCGUAGCAGCCUCGUCAUGAGUGCGCCUGACGCGAGUCCAAGCUACAUCAAGUCUCAGUACACCGAAGUGACACCAUCGUCUGCGCAGGCGGUAUCUACGAGUCGAUUUAAGCUUGAAGAUGUUCCUGAUGAUGUUUUUGUUGAAAAGAACGACGUCACAAUCGAAGAGACCCGGCAGAAUGGCUGGGUGCGAAAUGCUCGCAAGAUAGCAUCUUCGUUGUCAAAUACAGUCUCUGCAGGAAGUUCAAGCCUUCGAAGAAAAUCCCGUGGAUCCCCUGAUGCUCCCAGCCAACCUCCGAGCAAUAGCGACGGUCUUAUGUCGUUCAGGUUUGCGAGAGCAAGUACCCCAAGUCGCUCAAGCCUACCACGCUCUAGGAUUUCCAACCUCAGAAAGCAGUUUGAUCAGUGGAAGGAUCAGCCAGUGGCCUCUGUUGCUCCUCUUGAAACUAAACGGCGCGAGUCAAUCCUAACCAAAACUUCCGCGUCUAGCUCGCCAUCGAAGCAUCCUCUUUUGGGAUACUCCGACUCUUCGGAGUCCGAAAUACUGAAUGCGCCAAAAUUCAGGUCAAAAAGUUAUGCUCCUCGUGGGAGCCGAGCUACGGUGGAAAGUCCACAAACUCCAGCUGGUCGGCGUAACACGGAGAAUCACAUUUCACCUUUGAAGCAAAAGAUCGACUUGUUUGAGUCCCUUGAUCGCCAGGUUCCUUCAUUCGAUUCUCCCCGUCCCAUUGAGACUAGUAAGCAAUCUAUGUUCAAGAUCAACAAGCGAAAGAGUACUGCUGUUGGUCCUUUGAGGAGCUUCAAGGGUACCCUUCGACGAAUUUCUACAUCUUAUCGAAGGAUACCCUCAGAAUGGAGCACUACAAGUUCUAGAGAUAUCGCCCCCUCCCAAGUUAGGGGCUCCGACGAAGAAACUGUGGUGCAGGGUGGUCAGAGUGUUGGAUCUGCAAAUGACGAACCGCUAUCACCCCGUUCAAUUGAUGCGGUUCCUGGUCAGCCCGUUCUUGGCCCUUUCGUCACCAACGAAAUCAUCUCACCUCUUUCGCUGGAAAAGCGAUCGUCUCUCCCUCGAAGUUCCAUCACCCAAGCAGGCUUCAACAUGGAUGGAGAGGCUGGACUUAGUGUAGCGCCGCCUCCUUUGUUCGCAGAACCUCAAAGGCGAUUCUCCCACACCAAGUAUGCCCUCUCCCGAACGGCCAACCGGUUUUCUCUUCCCGACAUUGAAAAGGAACUUGAACUCAUCGAGCUUCUUGAGAAUGAUCGUGAGACUGUACCCGCGCACAGCACAUUAGUCUCCAAGGUAGUCUGUGAGUUGGAGCAACCCCGACCAAUACGCGCGAAUGAGCUGAAGCGACUUGUUAGUUUGUGCAAGGAAAAAGCCAGAAAGCUUUCAGGAGGCCGCAGCGAGUAG
Messenger RNA from Fusarium musae, 2148 nucleotides. RefSeq lists its product as uncharacterized. NCBI's taxonomy places the organism in Eukaryota, Fungi, Ascomycota, Sordariomycetes, Hypocreales, Nectriaceae. The record is from RefSeq and is a predicted model, not a curated record. Bases 1 to 2148 code for a protein of 715 amino acids. The transcript is spliced from 2 exons.